UUUCUUGGCAUGCAUGUGAAAUCACGUCUGCCGCGAUAAUGGUGGGUAUCACCUUGUUUAUAGCCGGCUUCUUCGCCUUUCCGUCGUCCCACGUUUUUUUCACCUUCCUGCAGCGGUACAUUUUUCCAGGACUGAACUAUGUCGACAGAUUUGCCAUAAGUACACGGUAAGUUAAAUGGGGAGAUGUGAUUCAAAAGAAACCAGACUGAGUGUGCGUGUAUACACAGAACUAAACUUAUACUAAAAAGCUUUUUCGCCAUUGUAAAUGCAAAAUCCAUUAUGACGCGAUUUUUAGAAUUUAGAAAAAAUUGAUUCCUUCUUUAGAUGAAACAAUUUUACUAUUUACUUUUUGACAGGUUUGUGUCGGCGCUUCAAGCGCUUGGCGCUUCUCUCGUUGGUUUAAAAGUUGUUUUCACCUCCACUGACAUCAUGUUACACAGGUAAAGAAAAAAAAAAUCGACUUCCGUAAACACUUAAUAACUUCAAUUUCAUGCGAUAAGGUGUCAUUGUCGACAUUUGCUGCCUUUUGUGUUCCGGUAUGUCGAAAACUCGCCAGCUUUGAUGUUAUUGCGCAAGUUUUUUUCAUAUCAAUAUUUUCUACUUUAUUCUAAGUGAUUUUAAAUUUUUUUCUUUGCUUCUUUCAACAAUCCGCGAACAUCUGUUGACGUUCAGCGCAAAUUUAGGCAAAUUGUUUGUUUUGAUGUCCGAGGCUGAGAAACAGGUGAAUUUUGGAGACCAAAACCUGCCUAUUAAAAAGUAUCGUACCUUAAUUUUUAUUAUUUUGUAUUGGCGGUUACUUCCCGCGUGAAGGAAGGAUGACAUUAAUCCUAGUCUAAUGUUUGCUGUUUUAAAAAAAACUCUAAGUGGGAAAUCCACACUAAAAACUUCUCGAAACACCUAUUUUUCUCUGCUAGCUUAAUUUCAUGUAUAAUAAAUUGCUUUAAUAGCAACAAUCCAUUCUCAGAUAGACACCAUAUUGACAAGUACCUUAAUAAAUAAAUUACCGUAGAGAUUUAACUGCGGUGUGGAAGUUUAUCCAAUCAAUAGCCAGCGGGAAGUGGAGGUUACCACCCAUUCUAGAUUGCUCUAUCCAAGAUAAUUGUCAGAUUAAAACGUGCCUCAGGCGUAGUCAGAUAUGAACCGGUAAUUCCUCUUUUUUUUUCCUCUUUCUCUCUUUCUCUCUUUCCUUUUGUCAUGAAAUAAGCUCAGAAAUUUAUUUUGAUUGUGUCAUUGUACUCUGGAUAGAAACUGACCACCAUAUUGUUUCAGUCAUGUUUUCUAAUUCUUCCUUAGAAAGACUAUUUGUUCUUUUUGCCGACCACAAAUGCAAACAAGUGUUGAUUUUGAGAAAGGCGUUUUAAAAUAAUAGUCUACAUAUCCUUUUUCAAACUUGCAAAUAAAUUAAAACUAAACUCAAGACAAAAGAGGUUUAUAUGGUAAAUAUUUGUACCAAAUGAGGAUACAAGCUCGAGGCAUUUUAAUUAUUGAUGUGGUUACAUAUAACAACUUAUUCCAAACCUGUGCUCUCAAAAUAAUCUCAGGUUACCUCAAGGUUCUUUUCUCAGAGAGCAUGGUUGCUUAUCUCUUAAAAGCUUUUGUAAAAGCAGGCAUACAAUCCCUAAGACAAUAGAGUGUUGCCUGAGGCACCUGGGUUCUUUGUUUCUGGGCAGUGCCCUGAAUUCUCCUGUUUCUGAGCUCGGAUUAUUACAUGCAACAAGAAAUACACCUAAUUAGAGGUGAUGGGUGAUUAAGGCCAUAAGGCCAAACUUAAUAUGUGGCAUGUGAGUUUUAUAGAAAGAUGAGGGCAAUUUGUGAAUUUAUAAACCAGCAUGAAUCUUGAUUUGCCUCGUGAAACAUAUGAGACCAUGAAUUUUUUUUUUUCAUUUCGUGAAAACCUUAGGAUCAACCUGAAACCAUGUACUCAAGAAGAGGGAUCAGAAGUUAUUUUUUAUGUGUAUUCGUGAAGCGUGAAUUUUUCUAAAAUUUCAUGCAUGAAGCAGGACCAGGACCUUCCUCCCCCCUCCAAUUAUAGAUUCUCUGCUGGGAUAUAUGCAGUUUAGGUUUGGGUUAAUAAUAGAUAUACAUGUACUGACUGAUGGGUUUUUAUCAUUGGUGGUCAUAUAAAGAUCAAGCAGUAGAAAAUGGAAAUUAUCUUACUAUUUGUGCUUUUGUAAACAAACAUUUCCAAAUUCCUUCCACAUGAGAAAAAUAAAGACUUAAUCAGGGGUAACCUAACCUACAUGUAUAUUUAUAGCUAGAAGAAACUAGUAUGGUGGGCCUUUUACCUGAACUACUUAACAAUUAUUCAUCAAAGUGGUCGUGAAUAGUGGUGAAUAUUUGCUACCACUUUCACUUACCCUUAGUUAAUUUAUUUUUAAUUAGUAAAUACUACACAGAAACCAAAAACAUCAGUUUAUUUCAAGCAAUGCACUGAAUACUUGAUCAGAAAUUGAACUCUUGAUGCUAGAUUUUGUUUCUUUGGCUGUGUGGAGGGGAAUAGUAUUUGCUUUUAAUCACUUCCAAUUUCAUAGUCAAUGUUCGGGGUCAUUGCUUAGUGCCAACUCAGGGGGAAAUUCGCUGGAUGAAAAAGCGGCAAUCACUUGGUAAAGCACAAUGGGCUCUUCUGACGUUGUGCACUUAAAAUUGUCUGAUAUCCAACACUGUCUGGCUUUCAGCUGCCUCACUUGAAAUUUCUGCCAGUAGCAUCAUUUCAUAGCUAUAACCCUGUAAGUGACAAGUCCCUUAAGAAAAUACUGCAUGGGUCAGUGACAGCCUGGUAUAGAUCAUGAAAUUCAUAACUUUUGUUUUGCAGGCAACCAAUUUUAACCCUGUAUGCCUGCUUUGGAUUGAGUUAUUUUUAUUAUGAUGUGGUGGUGAUGUUUAUUGGAACUUAUCUUGAAGAAAAGCAGGAAGACCCACAGAGAGACUUGUACUAUAUUUGGACAAAGUUUUUUAAAAAGAAGAAACUGAUCGUCUUCCACCACCUUCUUCUCCCUCUUGUUGGGUUUCCUGCUAUUACUGUAAGCAAUGAUACUUAUUAUUAUGUAUUUAUUGACUGAGUGGAAGGGCCUCAUGGGAAAAAUAUUUUGCUAGAUAUCACGAUGUGUAGACCUCAGCACACCCUGUCCAUGCAUCAUGACCUCCAGCCAAAUAUUUUCCCAUGUACCUUCUCUGAGUAUUUUUACAGGUUUUGCUGUAUUUUGAUGAGCAUGUAGGUUGAGUUAAAAUACAAACAAUGAGUAUAAAUACCCAUUGAUACUACACACCAAAACAUCUAAUAAGUUAUUUAUUAUCCAACUGCUUGUUUUUCUCCUAAGUCUUUCUGUUUAAAUCUCAUAAGGCGGGUAGAGCAAAGUGGAUAGAAAAGCAUAGCAUGCACAGCCCACUGGUUAAACAGGUUUUUUUACAGUACAAAAUCACCAACUGUUCAAAUAACUGAACAAUAUUGCAGUAUAUUUACACUCUAUUCAUGCAUUAUUUGUACUCUACUUUGUGCAGUUGGAUAAUAAACACCAGUACUGUGCACUUGGUAAAGAAACCCAGGAUCCCUGUUUGAGAAAAUAGAUAUUUUCUUCUAAAACUCAUUAACUAUUCAUAAGGUGAUCAUCCAACCAAGACACACCAAUUUCAUCUCAUGCAUGUGGUUUGAAACCCUGGUGAAACACUAGAAUGAUGCACUAUUCAUGAGUUUCAUUUAAUAUCAAACCCUUGAGUUUGAUUAAGCAUCAAACUAUAGCGAACUCAUUUCGUAAUUUAAAUAUCAAUACAACAAACUUGCAACCACAUGUGAAAAAUUUGUGAAUAAUUCCAUUUUCUUUUACUCCUGAGGCGUGAUUGAAAAGCUAUUUCAAAAACAAGUGCGAGGGUUUCAGCAGAGUUUCCAAACACUUAAAAACAAUAAAAGCACUAGUCUGCAACCUAGUGCUUUCAUCAGUUUUCUUGUAUUUGCCAUGGAAACCCCAAUGAAACUCUUGCACUCAUUUUUGAAAUAGUAAAUCAAAACUACAAUUCUGACUUCUUUUUUCUAAUAGUCUUACAUACUUUUUAAUCAAAUAUGGUUUCUAAGAAUUGUUUUCUUUCUAUUUUAGAUAUGGAGGAAGCAAAAAGGAGACUUCUUCUUAGCAUGUGUAUAUCUUAAUGAGAUGAGCACUCCAUUCUUGUCCUUCAAGGCAGUCUUAGAAACGGUAUUAGUCCCAUUCUUGGGAAAAUCAUGAUUUUUAUCAUAUUACUGAUUUUUAUUGGUACAUGCAACUGGGUUUCAACAAUUACCUAUACAAGACUUGCCAGUUACCUACCAUCAGGUUCUAUCCUUUACCAGUUUGAUAUGGUUUACAUUACUGCAGAAAAUAGGAGAGGCAAUGGGCUAAUGUCUAGUGCACUGGAUUUCAUAUUCCAGGUAGAAAGGUCUGGGUUCCAGACCUAGUCAGAUGAUUAUGUUGUUUUCUUGGGAAAAAAACCUCACUUUCACACUACCUUUCUCCGCCCAGGAGUUAAAAUGGGUACUGGCAAAGUUUCAGGUCAAACCUGAUGAAAUGUUGGGGGUACUACUAACCUUGAUAUAGACUGACAUCCCAUUGGGGGGAAGGGGGGGGGGGGUGUAUUAUACUCCUAGACACUUCAUGCUAUGGAAGGUGGGGUAAGUACCAGCUAGAUGGGCCACUCACGUACAUACUUAACCCUUUUUUACCUACAUGUACUCCAGACAAUUUGUAGAGUGUCAGAGAAGGUACACUAUGGUAGUCUUUUGAUCUAAACUCCAACUUGCAAUUAAAACCCUAAAACCACUUUUAGUGUAAUUAGUUUAUGAGAACAGGGUAUAUUUGUUCCACUCCUCAGACCCCAUUGCCCUUUACCAGUAAGCAGAAAACCUACAAAUUAUCUUCUAACUAUGUUUCACUAUUUUCUUUUUCAGUUUGAAAUGAGGAAAUCAAUCUUGUAUGUAACUAAUGGUGUUCUUUUAGCAACUAUGUUUCUGUGUUGUAGAGUACUUGUUUAUCCCUAUAUGUACUGGUGUUAUGCUCGUUAUGCCAACAUACCCUUUCUACACACUCCGUUUAAAAUACCUCUCUUUUGCAAUUCAUUCUGCUUGUUAUUGUUCAGUGUACAGUUGUACUGGUUUCUCAUAAUUGUGCGCGGAGUGUUACGGUUCUUUAAACCUUCUCCAAAAUUGCAACAGAAACCAGUUUCAAAUGUAAAUGGAGAAAAUGGUUUUCAUUAUAAAAGUGACUGAUGGUACAUAACAUAAGUGAACAUUUUUCAGAGGAGUUAAACUCAAGCAAAAUGAUAUGGUGACACAUUGUUUUGAUGAAAUUAAUUGCCCCUGGCACAAUACUUUUGGGCUUGAAGUGAUAAAAAGUUAUUAUUUACAGGCCCAGGCAGAUAGCUAAAGAAGAAGUAGACCACAAACCAUUUCAUAAGUCCAUGGAUGAGAUAAAAAUUAUACGGUUUUUGAAGCAAAUUUAUCUAUACAAAAACAAAAUGAAAAUUUGAGCAACAAGGCUUGAAAAGCAUACAAAUCUGAAGGCCCCAAUCCUGUGAAGGUUUACUCUUUUAAAAGAUCCAUUUCUACAAAUCAAAUAAAUCAAAAUUUGAGAAUGCAACAUAAUCUAACUUAUUUAAAGAUGUACUAGAUAAUUAUCAUCUUGAAUAUUGAAUGUGAGAGAGGGUAUAUACUCAAUUUUUCAAUGUAAUAUAUGUCAUUGGCCUGCAGAUGAAAAUCAAGUAAAGUAAUGAACCUCACAGGUGAGGAGCUGCUGAAUUUUCACUCAAAACCUGAAUUUUUUUCAGGAUUCUUUUCUGGAAUUAUUUAAUUAGCAACUCACCUGCAAGGAGCAUUGCUUUAUUUGAUGGUAUUUACUGAUUAUUUGUUAUGCUUAUCGAUUAAAAAGAGACUAUCAUUGUAAAUUUUGUACAGUAUUUACCAGUUGAAUUUGGAAAUCAAACCAAAGAGGAAACAAAAGAGA
Molecule: messenger RNA, 5963 nt
Organism: Pocillopora meandrina
Lineage: Eukaryota; Metazoa; Cnidaria; Anthozoa; Scleractinia; Pocilloporidae
Source: the annotation of a GenBank genome assembly